AUAAUACCAGCCAAAGAGCGAUGAGGGUUUACGUUCAAGGAAACUACUGUACUGGUCAUUUGUUCUCAUUGACAGCAACCGUAUAUUUUCUGUGAACACGUCACAACGUAAUACAUACCUGUGAAUAAUAAAAUAAAUACAGCUGCUUGCUGUAUGAGUUCAUCAGACGGACUGUCCCAGUUUUCGUGCUAAGGUGUCCACCUGAGCCCAUGAAGGAGAAAUCUGUACAAGAAUGAUGCCACAACAGGAAGUGCUUGUGUUGUUUAUCCUGUUUGUUGCGUAAAGAAGGGACAAAGGGAUGGCCCUGCGAGUCUCUCCAUUUCCUAAUGGGUUUGUUGCAGGCAUCCAUGCGGUUGGUUGGGCAUUGAUCCUGCCUUGCUUCUGGUUUCUUGAUCGCCUCAUUGCUGUGUGCAAGUCCACCACCCUGGAGCAAACCCGGCGAAUGGAGCAGGAAUGCUACCUCCACCCUCUCAAAGUCUUUUUUGGCUCCAUUAUCUUCUUCAUUCUUUUUCUUGCUACAGCUCCCCUGGCCUUCCUGGGGUUUCUGCUAUGGGCACCUCUUCAGUCCUGCCGCAGGCCCUUUAACUACCAUAGAGAGACACCAUCUUCACCGGAGAGAGAGACAAACAGGGACUUUGAGCUGCUAGGAAAGGCAUCAUUUGGUUUUGCUACAGCCAACUUAUGUCUGUUGCCCGACAGCCUGGCUCGUUUUAACAACCUUGGACACACCCAGCACAGGGCGGCUGCCAUCGGUCAGCGCAUUGUACAGGGUGUGUGUCGACCCAAUAUCCGUAUCUUUGUUGACUCCCCCAGCAGCUGUGGGACUCUCAGCCCCUCCAACAGCAUGCUCCCUGCAGGAAACUCAUCUACAUAUGGGGCUACUGAUAGACAAGCACAGCCUCCAGUGGGUCACCACUCAAACUCAGCUGAAGGACACGUUUCAAUCCCAAAGUCCAGUAGUCGAGUGGUUUGUGUGCCCUGUGAUGAUACAGAAGAACCCUUGACUGAGUCAUCUUCUCCCAAUUUUAAUUCCAAUCAGAACUCCAACCAGCAGGGCCGAACAAGUCACCGCAGUCCUCCCCGACCUUUGCUCUCUCAGGGUCUCCACCAGCAGGACAGUGUACCCUGGGAAGUGUCGUUAUUGUUUCCUGCCAAUGUGGACAUACUGUGUCUAGAAGAGGUAUUUGAUAAGAGGGCAGCACAGAAGCUCACCCAAGUACUAAGACCUGUGUUUGGGCACAUACUGUAUGAUGUUGGCGUAUAUGCCUGCCAGCCACCCUGCAGCUGUUCCUCUUUCAAGUUCUUCAACAGUGGCCUAUUCCUAGCCAGCCGAUUUCCUGUGCUUGAGGCCCAGUACCACUGCUUUCCCAACAGCCGCGGGGAGGAUGCCCUGGCUGCCAAGGGCCUCCUUUCUGCUAAGGUGCUAGUCGGGCAGAAUCCAAAACAGAAGAAAGUGGUUGGUUAUUUUAACUGCACACAUCUUCAUGCGCCGGAGGGUGAAGGGGAAAUCCGCUGUGAGCAGUUGAACAUGGUAACCAAGUGGAUUGGAGAUUUUCAAGCUGCUAAUAAACAGCCUGAUGAGGAUGUUGUUUUUGAUGUCCUCUGUGGAGAUUUCAACUUUGACAACUGCUCACCUGAUGACACCAAAGAGCAGAAUCACUGUGUAUUUGAGGAAUACAAAGAUCCUUGCAGGGCUGGGCCUGGAAAGGAGAAGCCCUGGGUCAUUGGUACUCUGCUGGAGCAGCCCACAUUGUAUGAAGAUGACAUAAACACCCCAGAAAAUCUACAGAGAACUUUGGAGAGAGAGGAGCUGAGGAAGCAGUAUAUCUCCCCUCCUGUUCCUGCAGAGGGCUCCCCAUUGGUUUACCCUGAGACUGGCCAGCCUUGGGUCGGACGUCGGAUCGACUACAUCCUGUAUCGUGAAAGUUCUGUUUCAAAGCACUGCCGAACAGAAGUUGAAGAGAUGACUUUUAUAACCCAGCUGGCUGGCCUUACAGACCAUAUUCCUGUGGGCUUGAGACUGAACGUGAAUAUGGACCCUGACUGUGCUGAUGAAUGAGGACUAAAGUGAACACAAUGUCACCUGCAAACAAAGGGAACAGAGUAUAAAUAAAACAAACAAUGCUAUGAUUUAUACAGACACAAGGUCUUGUUUACAUACUCGAAUUUUAAUGACAAUUUACUGACAAAUGAGAUUAUGUCUCAGGAUUUAUUUACAUUUUAAAAUGUUUACAGUUUUAUAUAUUGAGGCAUUUUAGGGCAGAUUUUGUAAAACGAUAUAUUUCUAGGAUUUUUCACUCAGAAAAUUUUUCCAACAGAAAUAAAUACAAAGAAUUAGUUUUA
Molecule: messenger RNA, 2343 nt
Organism: Scatophagus argus
Lineage: Eukaryota; Metazoa; Chordata; Actinopteri; Scatophagidae
Gene: smpd5
Product: sphingomyelin phosphodiesterase 5
Exons: 8
Coding region: 299-2059 (586 amino acids)
Biological process (GO): sphingomyelin metabolic process
Cellular component (GO): cytoplasm; extracellular region
Molecular function (GO): sphingomyelin phosphodiesterase activity
Source: RefSeq, a predicted model, not a curated record